UUGAAAUGUCGAUGUGACGUCAUAGGCGCGCGCCGCGCUCCGGCUCUGUUGUGAUUCGGCUGAAGAAAGGUGUAGUCUUAUAAUCUAAAUCUAUGGAAACCGUUCCGGUAAUUGUUAUAGUUUUAACAAGAACUUUAAAGUGAAGGUUUUUUUUUAACAGAAGCUCCUGCUGAAGAGACUGAGACACACUGUUAUAAAGAUGGAGUUUAUUAAAGAGGAGAGAGAAGACGUGAAGAUUGAAGACACAUUCAGAGUCAAACAUGAAGAUACUGAGACACACACAGACAUGAUGGAGGUGAAAGGGGAGAGUCAAGAUCUGAAUCAAACAGAAGAGCAAUAUCAUGAUUUCAUAUCUGGAGAAAAAUCUUUAAAUUGUUCAGAGACUGAAAAGACUUUCUUUGAAAAAAGAGCUCAGAAGACUGGAACUAGAAAAUGUUUCACCUGCCAACAGUGUGGAAGGAGUUUAUCUGAGAAACGAAAUCUUAAGAUUCACAUGAAUAUUCACACUGGAGAGAAGCCGUUCACAUGUGAUCACUGUGGAAAGAGCUUCACACAUCAAGGAACCCUUUAUACCCACAAGAGUCUUCACACCGGAGAGAAGACGUACACCUGCAAACUGUGUGGAAAAACGCUGAAUCGAAAAGGAAAUCUUCAGACUCACAUGAGAACUCACAGCGGAGAGAAGCCGUUCACAUGUGAUCAGUGUGGAAAGAGUUUCACUCGUAAAGAAAGCCUUAAUAAUCACAUGCGGAUUCACUCGAAAGAGAGCUGCUAUGCAUGUCAUCAGUGUGGAAAGCGUUUCAUCGACAGUAAUCACCUUAAGAAUCACAUAAUGACUCACACUGGAGAGAAGCCUUUCAUGUGCCAUCACUGUGGAAUGAGCUGCGCAAACAACACUAACCUUGAAGUCCACUUGAGAGUUCACACCGGUGAGAAACCCUUCACCUGCCAACAGUGUGGAAAGAGCUUCUCACGGAAAGAAAGUCUGAAGAAUCACAUGAGAGUUCACACUGGAGAGAGGCCGUACACAUGCAAACAGUGUGGAAAGAGCUUCAUAAAUAAAGGAACCCGUUACACCCACAUGAGGACUCACACUGGAGGAAAGCUUUUCACGUAUCUUUAGAGAAGACUUUGGUAUAUCAAAUAGAUCUAAGAACUCCUUCUGGCAAGAAAGAGACCUAGAAAAAGGAGCAAUUUCAAAAAACACCCAAUCUGAUCUGAUUCAUAUAAAAUAUUGAGUGUCUGCCGAUACUUGAUUGCAUUCUAGUAUUUCCCUAGUACUUGGUGCACACUACAGUUAUUCAAAUCAAACCAAUGUGAACAGGGAUGUGCAGAGAGUCAUAUAAAUUACAAGAUGUUUAUAUCAUAUUUUAUUUAUAUGUAAAAUAAGCAGAGUAAUUGCAAGAAAAAGUGGAGAUAAGGUGAGAAAGCAUGAAGCUUGCGGUCUCAGAAGGACAGUCUCUUGGUCAAGUAAGCAAGAUGCAACCCAUAGCCCUGAUACUGAUUGUUGUCAAGUCCGUAAAAAGUCUUAAAUGUCAUAAAGAGUUGGGGAAAGUAUCCACAUUUUUGGAGCGCAAAUGGAGGAGACAGUUGGAAAGGCAGACAUGUUUUAAAAUUGGCUGGAGACUGUAAUGGUAACUGAUUUGAGAAAAAGAGAAUUUGAGAGAAAUUCUUGUCCAGGAUCUCAGUCAGUUCCAGUGUUCAGCACAGAUUACCAGGUAAUCACAGAUCGAGUCUUACAGCUCUAGAUCUGCUCGCAAAUACAUUAGAACCAUCCCGAUAAUAUCUAACAUGUUUGAUAUUUAUGAUUUUAAACCGGGAUGAUUACAGCUAUGAUUAUGUCAGUACUUUCACAAUAGCCAAUGAGAGAGAAGUCUACAGGGAGACAGAGGUUGACAGAACUUUUGAAAUGGUGACCGCGAAGCAAGUAUGGGUCCGAAAUGGCUUGUCGAAAUGUGGUGCCAAUAUGACUGCAAUCAUCAAAAACAUGCAGUGUAGCCGCAAUGAAAAGAAAAGAGCAGAGGAGACGGCUUCGGCUUUGAACAUACCGGAUGAGUGUAUAAAGUUGCCUGCGCAUUAGUUAACAAGUGUAAACAUUAGCUAUUGAAACGUCAAACUAAGAUCCUUUGCUCCAUACAGAUCUAUCAAAGAACGAAUUGCCUCCUUAAGUAGCUCUGUUGUGUGGUUGUUGUUUGUGACCACCACUGCUAUCUCUGUUCGAAGGUUGUAGCCCUACAUAGAUGCUUAUACUUCUAAGAACCAAGCUUGUAAUUGUUUCUACAUUUUGAGGGAAAUAAUUACUUUAACGCACAUUAGUUCAGAUUAAUUUAGAGUGGAAACAUUGAGUGUCAGAUAAGAGCAACACUGUUGAGGAUGCGGUACACUAAGCUUCUCAAACCCAAAGCAAGUGGGAGUAGGGAAAAAAAGGGCUUACACAAAAGCAGGACUGGCUUGUAUUGUGGACAGGCAUGACACGUGUGUGAUAUUGUGUGCUUAAGUACUGUAGAUAGCUGCAUCAUGUUUAAUUUGGCCUAACUUAGCAUAAAAUUCAAAACAAGUCAACAAACCAUCUUCAUUUCUUUGUGGAUGCAUUCAGCAUGUUCAGGAAAUAAUAGUUUUUGCGCAUUGCAGCAAAGAGUUGCCCUGCAAUGUGAGUAGAUACCCAUCUGUAAAGUUCAAGGACUCUCCUUAGAGCAUCUCUUGGGUCUUUUGUAUUGUAUUCGUGGAAUCUGUCAUACAAAGCAUAAUGUUCUGAAGAUCCAGUGAGAGGAUGGCAGUUGGUAUCCUCCUCCUCAUUUCAGCUUGCUGCCUUCUGCUAGCUGGAUAUUUUCUGCGGUUGAUUCAGCAAGUCUCUCUUCAUGGGGACUGACUCUGCUAGAGGACUUGCAGCACACACAAACCUUCGAGAGGCAAAGUCA
Messenger RNA from Cyprinus carpio (common carp), 2918 nucleotides. RefSeq lists its product as uncharacterized. NCBI's taxonomy places the organism in Eukaryota, Metazoa, Chordata, Actinopteri, Cypriniformes, Cyprinidae. Gene Ontology annotation, cellular component: nucleus. The record is from RefSeq and is a predicted model, not a curated record. Gene Ontology annotation, molecular function: RNA polymerase II cis-regulatory region sequence-specific DNA binding; DNA-binding transcription factor activity, RNA polymerase II-specific. Gene Ontology annotation, biological process: central nervous system development; regulation of transcription by RNA polymerase II.